CACCAAAACUCCAUUAGACAUUUUCGGCGCAACGUGUUCAUACGCUGCUCUGUUUUGGUAGACAUGCAUAGAACGAGUAGCUCGUUCCGUUGCCAACCCAAUCCCUUCAUAUCUGUGGUGGCUACUCCACGCGUGCCAGGAGCCAAGCGUGGCCAUAAAUCCAGCAUCUUUUCUUCUUCUUUCGUUACUCAACGAAUGAGGUGGCGUCUUCCUUCUCCGUGCGAGGCGACAUUUGGGCCAGAAGUUUCAUGGCAAGAGAGCGGUGUGAGACGGAACACGUACUGCAUGUUGAACCGCCGACGGCGACGUGGAGGAAGAAGAUGAAGAUGACAACCGUACAAACAACCGCCUCCUUUCUUUUCUUACCAAUCACAGUUGCAGCUCCCUCGUUUUACCGCCGGUUACUGCUGCCUCCGCACCACGGUCAUGGCGGCCUGCCUCUCCCCCACGCUCCCUCGCCACACCGUCCACCGCCGCCGCGGCUGGGCCCCAAAGCCUCCCUCCUCCUCCUCCUCCCCCUCCACGGCCGCAUACAGCCGGCGCCACCGCCAGCACCAGCACCAGAUCGUCGCAACGCGCUCCGGCGCCAUCUCCGCCCGCGCCGCCUCCCCUGCGGCCGCUGCCGCUGCCGCCCGGGGCCUCGACGCCGACGACAUCCGCCACCCGCUCGACAAGCAGAACACCUUGCUGCUCAAAGCAAUUCCAGGGCUCAAUGAUAUAGGCAAGGCUUUGCUAGGGCCGGUUUCCGAGCAAGUUAUGGUUCUUCAAAACAUUGGAUCGUCGGUUCUCGUCUCUGAAAACCAGUUGCCUGAACUUCACCAGCUCAUGGUCGAAGCCGCGAAGAUCUUGAACACGGAGGCGCCCGACUUGUACAUACGGCAGAAUCCCGUCCCUAACGCUUACACCCUAGCGAUAAACGGGAAAAGGCCGUUCGUCGUCGUCCACACGAGCCUCGUGGAGCUGCUCACCAGAAAGGAAUUGCAGGCUGUUUUGGCACAUGAGCUGGGUCACCUCAAGUGCGAUCAUGGAGUCUGGCUCACCUUUGCCAACAUACUAACAAUGGGGGCAUAUACUGUCCCUGGUUUCGGUAUGGUUGCUGGGUUCCUUGAAGAACAGCUGUUCAGGUGGCUGCGCGCCGCGGAGCUGACUUGCGACAGGGCGGCUCUUCUCGUAGUAAAAGAUCCCAAGGUUGUCAUCUCGGUCCUGAUGAAGCUGGCGGGAGGAUGCCCUUCGCUGUCGGACCAGCUGAACGUGGACGCCUUCCUGGAGCAAGCCCGGUCGUACGACAAGGCAUCGUCGAACCCGGUCGGGUGGUACAUCCGGAACGCUCAGACGAGGGAGCUGUCGCACCCUUUGCCCCGAUGUGUUGUGAUGGACAUCGAAGGCACCACCACCCCCAUCUCCUUCGUCGCCGACGUGCUCUUCCCCUACGCGCGGGCCAACGCCCGCGCCCACCUCGCCGCCACAUACCACACCAAACAGACCCAAGAAGACAUCGCCCUCCUCCACGCCCAGAUCCUCCAAGACCUGGCCGACGGGGUCCCCGGCGCCGUCCCACUCCCACCGCCCGAUGACACCGACCAGGACAAGACCAUCGACGCCCUGGUGGCCAACGUGCAGGCCAUGAUCAACGCGGACCGGAAGCUCACGGCGCUCAAGCAGCUGCAGGGCCACGUGUGGCGGCGCGGCUUCGAGAGCGGCGAGAUCAAGGGGGAGGUCUACGACGACGUCGUCCAAGCCCUCGCGGAGUGGGACGCAAGAGGCAUCAAGAGCUACAUCUACUCCAGUGGCAGCAGGGAGGCACAACGGCUCAUCUUCGGCAACACCGUCGCCCACGGCGACCUCCGGCGGUACCUCUCCGCCUUCUUCGACACCAAUGUUGGAGGCAAGAAAGAGUCUCGGAGUUACUACGAGAUCUGGCAGACCCUCGGCGUCGACAGCCCGUCCCAGAUACUCUUCCUCACCGAUGUCUACCAAGAAGCCACCGCUGCAAGGGAUGCAGGUCUUGAGGUGCUUAUAUCGAUCAGACCUGGGAACGCGCCGCUCCCUGAGGAUCACGGCUUCCAGACCAUCACGUCGUUUGCUCAAAUCGCCACCUGAAUGCCACAACGAACUCACCCCUGCCAUAUGCAGACAAGUAUUAUUUACAAAAGGAACCAUCAAACCUCUCUUUUUUACCGUGUACGCUAGAUCAGUUGACAACUGAAGUUACAACCACAAGAGUCGGUACAAUUGUCUCGCCCUUGUGUAAAACCAUGACUCGUUAUCAGCAGGUUUCCUAAAAGCAGACACAUAUGGGUAUUUAAUCAAAAACCUGGUACUGAAAUUCGUCCAUGAAAUAUAAGGUAUUGAGUGAUUUUACAA
Hordeum vulgare subsp. vulgare (domesticated barley) is the source of this 2364-nucleotide messenger RNA. RefSeq lists its product as uncharacterized. The record is from RefSeq and is a predicted model, not a curated record. The transcript is spliced from 11 exons. Gene Ontology annotation, molecular function: magnesium ion binding; metalloendopeptidase activity; acireductone synthase activity. Lineage: Eukaryota; Viridiplantae; Streptophyta; Magnoliopsida; Poales; Poaceae. Gene Ontology annotation, biological process: proteolysis. Bases 427 to 2100 code for a protein of 557 amino acids.